Juglans regia (Persian walnut) is the source of this 1044-nucleotide messenger RNA. Its product is annotated as reticulon-like protein B11. The transcript has 6 exons. The record is from RefSeq and is a predicted model, not a curated record. NCBI's taxonomy places the organism in Eukaryota, Viridiplantae, Streptophyta, Magnoliopsida, Fagales, Juglandaceae. Bases 242 to 838 code for a protein of 198 amino acids.
UUUUGCGGCAUGCGGAAGCAAGAUUUUGGUCGCUGCAAUAACGAUUGAGACUAUAAAACGGUUAGCAUUUACAAGUGGCUCAAUGCGCAAACGGGAAACUCACCUGGAAGUCUGAAGCCCCUUCCCUUUGUACGUUUCUAUUUCUCGUCUGCCCGUUCCCUCUUGUAUCUUCACACUCUCCCUCCCUACUCUCCUCUUUCUCUCUGUCUUGUUCUCUGUGUGAAUCCCUAAGAUUAGCGUCAUGGUCGACGUUCAUCGGGCUCUCGGCGGUGGUUCAGUUGCCGAUGUGCUGUUGUGGAAGAAAUGUCAUGGAGGGGUUGUGGUGCUAAUCUCUGCCACAAUAUUCUGGUGCCUCUUUGAAUUAGCUGGCUAUAACCUUCUAUCAUUCGUGGCAAAUGUUCUUUUGCUUCUGGUUGUCAUUCUCUUUUUUUGGGGAAAAUCUGCUUCUCUUCUCAACAGGCCUCUGCCUCCCCUUCCUGAUAUGGAGAUUUCUGAGGAAUCUGUUGUGAAGGCUUCUGAAGCACUCCAAGUGUGGAUCAAUCCUGCGUUGUCAAUUGCACAUGACAUUGCGCACGGGCGGAACUUAAAACUUUUUCUUCAGGUUGCUAUUGGCUUGUGGAUAGUAUCUUUUAUUGGUAGUCUCUUCAACUUCCUCACUCUGGUCUAUAUUGGGGUUCUUCUUAGUCUUUCAGUUCCUUUGGCGUAUGACAAGUACCAGGACAGCAUUAAUCCAAAGCUGUUGAGGAUGCAUGAAAUCUUGCAGAAGCCAUAUAGGAAAAUUAAUGAUAAUCUUCUAAAAAAGAUUCCAAUUUUAAACAAGGAAAAAAAGAUAGACUAGGAUAUCGAGGAGUUCAGCAAAGAUUCAUUAGGAGCGUAGAAAUGGGUUUUGCAGGGAUCCUGUCAAUUCGUAGCAAGUGCUGGCAUGAUUCAAAAUCUUCUAACUUCUAGUUAUCAUAACAAUCAACCAGGAACAAGGGUGACACCAAUAGAUUUGGUAGUGUUCAAAACAAAAUUUUUCCAUAGUUGAUCAUUUUUGGAGUACGG